This is a messenger RNA of Rhizopus microsporus ATCC 52813, 1389 nucleotides long. RefSeq lists its product as uncharacterized. Gene Ontology annotation, biological process: regulation of DNA-templated transcription. The transcript is spliced from 3 exons. Bases 22 to 1344 code for a protein of 440 amino acids. NCBI's taxonomy places the organism in Eukaryota, Fungi, Mucoromycota, Mucoromycetes, Mucorales, Rhizopodaceae. The record is from RefSeq and is a predicted model, not a curated record. Gene Ontology annotation, molecular function: sequence-specific DNA binding; DNA-binding transcription factor activity.
GCCCAAGUGUCUUUUUUUAAAAUGAGCAAGAUACCAAACUUAAAAUUAGAGGAAGAUUUGCUUGCACCUUCAAAAAUCUACAAGAAUAUAGUACCUACUGCUAUUACUUCCACUACUACUGGAGCCAAUUUACAAACAACAACUCCACCACAGAAAAGUGUACCCGCAUUCCUCAAUAAGCUUUUUAGUAUGGUUAAUGAUCCUUCUACUGAUGAUCUCAUCUGCUGGGCGGAAGAUGGUAAAUCCUUUUUCGUAAAUAGACAAGAAGACUUUGCGCGUAAAGUAUUACCUCGGUUCUUUAAACACAACAAAUUUUCAUCUUUUGUUCGACAACUAAAUAUGUAUGGAUUUCAUAAGGUACCUCACCUUCAACAAGGCGUCUUAGAAACCGACAGCGAUUCCGAGCGCUGGGAAUUCAGUAACCCUAAUUUUCAACGAAACAAGCCAGAGCUACUAACACUGGUGACGAGGAAAAAGGGUGUAAGUGCUGACGAAAAAGAACUUUCUGGUGUUGAUUUACAACAUAUUCUAGAAGAGAUAAAGUCAAUAAAAAGGCAUCAGAUGAGCAUCUCAACUCAACUCCAGAACAUCCAGCGCGAUAAUCAGAUUUUGUGGCAAGAAACAGUUCAAGCAAGGGAAAGACACCUUCGACAUCAAGAAACAAUAGAUAAAAUACUUCAAUUUUUGGCAUCUGUGUUUUCUAGUAGCGGCGCUGGCGAAAAAAGAAACGUCAUCCCAAGAAAAAGACGAUUUUUGUUGGGUCCGGGUGAGAGUGUUGAACAAGAGACUGAACCAAUUGAAGGCGCUAUCGUAUCCAAUGAAGAUGAUGAUAAUGAAAGACCAACCAAACAACAAAAACAACAAAAUGAGGCACUAUUCAAUAUCAAUGACUAUGUAAAUGAUGUAAAUGAUCAAGCUGAUGAAGAAGAAAUUAGUAAUCCUAUACCUACCAACAUCCCGGCUAAUGACUUACAAGACGCUAUUGCUCUCAAUAACAAAUCAAAAAUAGCUGAUACAUCAAGCUACGUACCUAAUCUUGACUUCUCUAAUAUGCCACAACUUCAAAAUCUCCAACACUUGAUCACCUUAGCACAAUCGAACCCUGACCUACUCAAUCAACUUACAAGCGAAUCACUUUAUGGAACACCAUCACAGCUGACCAAUGUCGUAGCCUCACCAGCUGCUUCGCUAGACUCUACUUCUUCCUCUGCGCCUUCUCUUAAUCAAAUAACCAACAAUAUUGCUAAUGUUUCAGAUGAGGCAAAUGCCAUAAAUCAGGAUAUUGAAGAAUUGGGGCUAAGUCUUCAAGCACUUGCACAAUACCUCGGAUUUGAUCCAGCCUAAACUUUUUCUUUUUCUUUAAAUAAAACAUAGUUGCGUGUGCCCCAA